CGUAAAAUUGUCCAUUAUUUGGUUUUGCGUAUUGUUGGUUGCCGGGGCAACCGGCAUUGUUUGUAAAAAAUGUUGCCAACCGUACAAAAAAUCAAAAUGGCGCAGUGGGGCACAACUUCAGAGUCGGGUAUUUUGCGCAAAAACAAGCCGAAAGAGAACCACGACGAUCUUUUAGUGUUCGGUUAUGCGUGUAAAUUGUUCCGCGAUGACGAAAAGGCCUCCUACAUCGAUAAAGGCCACCAUCUUAUCCCGUGGAUGGGAGACGACAGUCUCAAAAUUGAUAGAUAUGACUGUCGGGGCGCCCUGUCGGACAUAUCACCGUUUGAGGCGAGUCGGGAGGGUUUUGACGCCAUGCGGUGGUUGGGUUUGAGUGACUCUGAGAGGAAACUUGAGCAGUUGUGUGAUAAGGAACGGUACUAUUCGUUACAUAUCAAUGAAGAAGAGGAGCAAAUGUACAAGGAGGAGGAGCAGAAGAGACAGAAAGCGAAUGAGUUUCAGUACAGUUAUGACGUCCCGGCGAACCCGGCGCCAGAGAGCGCCCCCACGGUGGCAGAGCCCGAGGAGGAGGACGAGGAGUACGUCCCGUCACCGCAUUUGGACGUGCCAGUUGAUAUUGCAAUACCAAAAACCGUCAAAGAAAAUAUUCGGAUCGAGAAAACGGCGCUUUUCGUAUGUAAACAAGGGCCCCAAAUGGAAAUCCUAAUCAAGGCCAAACAAGCUGAUAAUCCACAAUUUGGUUUUCUGAACCAGGGACACAACUUGUACAAGUAUUACCGGCACGUGUUGGCGGCUAUCAAAAGUGGCCGGUAUCAAGUUACUUCAACCACAAAAAAAGAGGAAAAGCGUGAAGAGCCGCCUGAAGCAAGUUCGACCGAUGAUCACUACCUUCACCCAAGCUUAAUAUCGACGUCAAGCAGCCAACCGGAUGUACAAACUACAAUACCGACAAUACCGUACAAGCCUUCGGCCAAUUGUUCCUAUUCACAGUUGGUUAACAGGAUCCAGGGAAACAGCCAAUCGGAAGGCGCCAAGCCGCCGGAAAUGACCUACGACCAGCAGCAGUAUUAUCAGUAUUACUACGCAGCUCAGUACUAUGAGUAUUACAAGCAGCUGGCGCAGUACCAGCAAGGGAAUGGACAAGGUGCGAGCAUUCAACCGCCUGAGACGCACUUGGACCCCAGCGUUCAAACCUACAUCCAACAGAUGGCGUACGCUCAAUACAUGCACAACCAAUCAUCAAGCACCAAUCCCUACGCCCAGAUCGUCUCGAACGUUAGUAAAGAAAUGUCAAAUCCGUAUCCAACGGACGAAAAAGUGCCAAAAACAACAGAACCGGACGCCGAAAGCGUCGAAACGCCCAAAAGUACGCUCCUUCUACUAGCUCAGUAUGGUUCCGAUUCGGAACCGGAAGAAGACGACAGUUUUAAAACCCCAACCGGGGAAGUACAGAUCGUGAUUGACAAAAUGGCAACGUACGUGGCCAAAAACGGCGUCCAGUUUGAGGAAAUUGUCAAGGCUAAGGGGGAUCCCCGAUUUGAGUUUCUCAACGAAAGUCAUGAAUUUUAUAAGUAUUACAAGAAUAAGAUCAAGUUGAUUACGGAGGGCGAGGGCAGCGGGGACAAGGGGGCGGGGACGCCUCCCAAACCCAAGGAGAAAAAAGUUAUAGCACCCGUGAGUUUUUCAAUCAAAAAACCAAAAGACGACGUCCCGAAGGAAAUUAAAAGUGCGCUUCCGGUUGAAGAAAGUGACGAAGAAGAGAAGCUCACGACUGAAACAACUGAUUCAGUUACAAAAGAAGCAGAAUUGUCAAAUGAUACGUCGGAGUCUAGUCACAAAAACGGGGUUUUUGACGGGGAAGACCCUAUUCUUGAAAUGAUCGAUCUGACUGACGAUAUCGAGGAGCGAAAGGACGCAAAAAGAGCUGAGGACAAAAUCAAAGACAAGUUGGCGGCCGCCGCCCGCGAGAAAAUGGUUUCAGUGGCCCGUGACCGUGCUUUACAGCUCGAACGUAAGAAAAAAGCCGCCGCUUUCCUCAAACUAAAAUCGGCCGAAAGCGAAGAGAAAAAAUCACGAUCACCGAGCCGAGAACGCAAAAAGGAAGUCGUCCAAAUCGACGACUCGCCCGACGAAGACGACCGCCGGAAAAAAAGCCCCAAAAAGAAGAAAUCCCACAAACGCAAACACUCAAAGAGCAAACACGACUCGAAAAACAAGAAGAAGUCGAAAAAGAAGCGACGACGUUCGGACUCGUGCAGUUCGACAAAUUCAAAAUCGUCGUCGUGAUCCUGUAGUAGUACAAAUUGAUCAGAGAUGUAAAUAUAAUUUUUUAGUUUA
Messenger RNA from Tribolium castaneum (red flour beetle), 2334 nucleotides. RefSeq names its product suppressor of white-apricot (gene su(w[a])). The record is from RefSeq and is a predicted model, not a curated record. Gene Ontology annotation, biological process: RNA processing; mRNA 5'-splice site recognition. Gene Ontology annotation, molecular function: RNA binding. Lineage: Eukaryota; Metazoa; Arthropoda; Insecta; Coleoptera; Tenebrionidae. The coding region runs from base 70 to 2283 and encodes 737 amino acids. The transcript is spliced from 8 exons.